Peronospora belbahrii is the source of this 369-nucleotide messenger RNA. The record is from the annotation of a GenBank genome assembly. Lineage: Eukaryota; Oomycota; Peronosporomycetes; Peronosporales; Peronosporaceae.
AUGUCAACACGAAAAGAUAGUUCAUUUGCCCAGGGUAUGUUUGUGACGCUUUGGCCUAAAGUAGAUCAUUGUCACAACUACGUCGAGACACUCUUAGCUGCACAGAAGACACUACAGCAAACGGUGGACCAACUCAUUGCAGAUCUUAAUGAAGCAGAGAAAGCAAAAGGUAGCUCUCUCAUAGGUUAUGCUGAUCGACUUCGUAAUUUUCCUACUAGAGUGGAACAAAUCCAGAAAAGACUAGAGAAAAUUGACGAACGCCUAUCGUUAAUGAAGAAAUUGAGGGAGUCCAACGUACCGACAGUGCCUACUUUCCCCUGCCAAGAAGUCGGUGACUCUCGUGGCCCCAUUGUUUCAAUCAGGUUUUGA